Messenger RNA from Plasmodium vivax (malaria parasite P. vivax), 1308 nucleotides. Its product is annotated as variable surface protein Vir12-like. NCBI's taxonomy places the organism in Eukaryota, Apicomplexa, Aconoidasida, Haemosporida, Plasmodiidae. The transcript is spliced from 3 exons. The record is from RefSeq and is a predicted model, not a curated record. Bases 1 to 1308 code for a protein of 435 amino acids.
AUGGCACAGCAGACAUCUCAGCAAAAAUUGGCAUUUGACAAGGCCUCAGAGGCUUUAAAGCUUAAUGCCAUCUAUGAGGAAUUGUUCCCAAAGGAUGUAAAGUCUAAAUUUGAUAAAGAUUGUGAAUUAUUGAAUACACAUGAGGGAAUUUAUAAAGGUGUAAAAGCCCUUUGCAGUAAGUUCGGAAGUUCUUUAGAAUAUGCGGCUGAUGAGAGGCAUAGAGAAAAGCAUAAAAAUUAUUGCAAUUAUUUACGUUAUUGGUUAUAUGAUGAAAUAGGAAAAAUCAAUAAAGUAGAUCGCUCGAAUAAAUUAAGUGCUAUACCGUUUGUUGAAGAUCUGUUUACUGCAGUGAAUAAGAUUAAUGGAAAACUUAAUGCAAAUAAGUGUACAUUACCAUUUGACAAAAAUGUUACUUUAGAUGAUUUGAUAAAGCGAAAAAUAUUAUAUAUUUAUUUUAACAAAUAUACUAACAUUAAGAGUAACAUAAAACCCCAGAAUAAGGAUGAAUGUAGUAAUUAUUUUACUUAUCUUACAUAUAUGAAAUCAUUAUAUGACAAAUAUAGGAGAAUGCAUUGUCCAUUUAUUUGGUCUUUAUCUAAUGAAAGUGAUUUCCUUCGUUGCUCAAGCGCGUAUGACCCAAAGGCUCUCUUAUUGAAAGUACAACAAUGCAAACCUGAAGAAACUGGGAGGAGUAGCCCUUCAUUAUGGGAUAUUUUUUUUGGGAGUUCACCAUCUCGAACACCUGCAAAAGGAAGGGAUACGCCAGCCCAAGAACAAGGAAAAGUUGUUGUUGCAAGAAAACCUGCAGAUGUAGAAUCCACAAAAGGUAAAGAUGUAACAUCAGGUCCUACAACGAAUAAAGUUUUAGCAGCAGUAGAAUCUCCCCCAAGAGGAGAACAAACAAGUGAAGUUAAAAGGGUUGAAUCAAGAGAGAUAUCUCAUAAUUCGCAAUCGAAUCAUAUGUUACUGAGUGGAAGUGACGGCAGGCAUAGUGCAACUACAACCGGACAUGUGGUAUUACCUGAGGUCGCUACCGAUUCGUCAGAUUUUAUUGAAAAAACAUAUGAUGUAUUGAAAUCAGAGUAUUUUCGUCACGCAAUUGUAGGUGCUUCAAUAAUUGGAUUUACGCCUAUACAGUCUCAAACAAAUAAAAGGGAAAGGAAGGAAAGAGAACUUGAGAAUAAUUACUAUGAUGAAUACGAAGAAGAAUUACCAAGAUAUGGAUUGCAGCAGUCAUUCGAAGAGUCGCAAAUGGGUGAUGUAUAUUUGUCAUAUGAACCUAGGAGUAGGCGUGAUUCUUAUUACUAA